GUCAGUUGUCAUUUCGCCAUCCGUAGUCCCGAUUUUCAAAAAUACUAUAAUUUAGUGAUAAAAAUGUAUAGAUUUACAAACCAUUUAGCAAAUCCUAGCCUAGUCUUGGUACGAAAACAAAUUGGUGACUCAUCAUGCGCUGCACUAAUCGUGAUGCGAGGUCCGCAGCGACAGUACUCUAGCCAGCACGGCUCAGACAAGCCCAAGUCCAGAAAACUCUUAUGGAGUACAGUUGGUGCUACGAUGCUCACCGGAGCCGCUGUUGUUUAUGCUAAAGAAAAUCCAGAAGUGCGCAAAUGGCUCCGUUCGAAUGCACCAUGGGCUGACGACUUUGUCGCUCUAGUUUAUCAGGAGAACAACUCAUUCCCGGGUAAACAGCUUGGGGAGUUGACAGCCUCUAUUAACGACAUGAUAUUUGGAAAGGAAAAACCCGCUCCUGAAAUUCCAUCAAAAUUAAAAAUGGCAAUUGACAAAGACACAAAAAAUGCUGCUAAAAAGAUUGAAAAAUCUAAAAAUGAGGAAAGAGCUGCGGUCGCACCACCAUUAGAACCGUUGAGAGAAGAAAAGAAAGUUGAAAAACCACCCGUUGUUACACAACAAGCUGCUCCAACAAAAUCGGAAAAACCACAAUCAUCAGGAGGAAUAAAAAUAACGAAGGAUUUAGUGGAGUUGGAACACGACAUGCACGAGAAUACAAAAUUGGCUCUAGAGAACUACAAGAAGGCUACAAGAUACUGUACAGAUUAUACUGCUGCACUUUUCAAGAUCGUAGAAACGUCAGUGGAGGAUCUAGACAAAAGGCACUUCGCGGCGCUACAGAACGCUAUAAAAGAGCGAGAUAGCGCGAUAAAAGUCGCCAAGGACGCCGCUCACAAAGCCAAGUGUGCUAUAGACACGAUAGAUCGUAUGAUCGCAGCGGGCGUGCAGGCUCCGGAGCAGAGUUUGGCCGCUACGGGCAAAUACAUAAAGCAGUUCAGACAUGACAUACAGACGGCUGAAUCCGUAUAUAGAGAGUGCGAGGAUAAAGCCAUACUGAGCGACAGAUUUUGGAAUAAGGUGGAAGCAGCCCGCAACGCUUACAGAGAGGAGCUGCAAAUGCUCUUCCCUGGCGUAGACCUCACCGCGCGGAAACUCAACGUGGGCGGCGACACCGACCUCCUGCUCGUGUAUAUGCAGAAACAGGUUCAAUUCUUACAAAACGAGUUGGCCGAACUUCAGACAUUGCGGGACAUGAAAGUCAGCAGAGCUAUUGAAUCACAUGACGAAAAAGCUUUGAUCGAUGCAAAAGUUGAAGAAAUACUAAAGAGGGAGAGAUUGGCCAAGGAGAGGGAAUACCAACUAAAGACGUUAGAAGCACAAGCGGAAGCGAACAGAACUCUGAAGGAGCAGCUGAAGAAACAGUUCGAGAUACAACAGGAGGUGCUGCAGGAGAAACUCAAGAAUAAGGAGAAGGAGGUGAUGGGCAAAUACAGUCGCGCUGUGUCGGAGCAGUUAGAGCGGGAACGAGUACAGUUCAAGGCGGAGCUGGCCGCCAUGUCGGGGAAACUGCAGGCCAUACAGCAGACACUUAAAGAGCGUAGCCUCGCGGAGGCGGCGGCGCGGCGCUGUGUGUCGCUGUGGUCGGCGGCAGAGGCGCUGCUCGCGGCCACGCGCGAUGCUGCCGACGUCACACCUGUCGCCGAGCAGCUCAAGGCGCUGGAGAAGGCCGCGAAGGAUGACCAGCUGGUAGCUACAGUGGUGAAGGGUAUACCGCGCGAGGUGGUCGAGAGCGGCAUCUACACUGAGAAGGCGUUGAAAGAGAAGUUUGAUGUGUUGGAGCGUACGGCGACGAAGGUGGCCCUGGUGGGUCGCGACGGCGCCAGCCUGCCUGUCUACUUCCUGUCCUGGCUGCAGUCCAAGCUGCUGUUCCUAAAGUUCUCCGAAAUACCGAAAGACGAGCUCGAUAACCAGGCGACGGACUUUUCGCAGCUCGACACAUACGACAUCCUGCAGCGGGCGAGAUACCACAUGGACCGUGGCAACCUGCCCGCCUGCCUGCGCUACGUGAACCUGCUGAGCGGAGCGCCGCGCGCCGCCGCCGAGGGCUGGGCCGCCGCCGCGCGUGCGCAUCUAGAGGUGGCGCAGGCCGCGCGGGCGGUUAUGGCGCACGCGUCAGUGUCCGGGCUACUGUAUCUCUAGACUGCAACUUAAAAUCGUUAGAAACUUUUAAAUGUGCGGUUAAAAUUUAUUUAUUUCGAUACCGAUGAAGGAAUGAAAAUCUAAAUAUCUGCCCGGGCGCGCACUAGCGGCCAGCUCGCGG
Molecule: messenger RNA, 2299 nt
Organism: Aricia agestis (brown argus)
Lineage: Eukaryota; Metazoa; Arthropoda; Insecta; Lepidoptera; Lycaenidae
Product: MICOS complex subunit Mic60
Exons: 19
Coding region: 64-2178 (704 amino acids)
Biological process (GO): cristae formation
Cellular component (GO): MICOS complex
Source: RefSeq, a predicted model, not a curated record